Molecule: messenger RNA, 1981 nt
Organism: Ipomoea nil (Japanese morning glory)
Lineage: Eukaryota; Viridiplantae; Streptophyta; Magnoliopsida; Solanales; Convolvulaceae
Product: acid beta-fructofuranosidase-like
Exons: 7
Coding region: 52-1914 (620 amino acids)
Biological process (GO): carbohydrate metabolic process
Molecular function (GO): hydrolase activity, hydrolyzing O-glycosyl compounds
Source: RefSeq, a predicted model, not a curated record
UAUAUAUAAUAUUGAUAGUUGUUAUACUACUAUUCCAUUUUCAAAUUCCAAAUGGCCAGCUCUUCUUCUUACAAACCUCCUUACACUCCCCUGUCGGAUCGAACCGUGUCCGCCGGAGCUCCGGCAAAUCACCGGCGAUCCUUAAAGUUUGUGUCCUCCAUCACUCUCCUCUCCUUACUUUGUGUAGUUUUAUCCAUCCUUGUAGUCCGCAAUCAUUCAUCCUUUCCAAAAUCUGAACUGCUCAAAGAUGGAACUUCACAACAAUCGUCUCCGCCCCUAAGGGCCGCCGGCGAUGGGGUUUGGACUAAUCGGAUGUUGUCUUGGCAAAGAACAGCUUUCCAUUUUCAACCCCCAAAAAGCUGGAUGAAUGAUCCUAAUGGUCCACUAUACCACAAAGGAUGGUACCACCUUUUUUACCAAUACAACCCUAGUUCAGCUGUUUGGAUGGAGAACAUGACUUGGGGUCACGCAGUAUCAAGGGACAUGAUUCGUUGGCUCCAUCUACCUUAUGCCAUGCUCCCUGAUCAACCCUAUGAUCUACGUGGCGUUUUUACCGGGUCUGCCACAACCCUCCCUGAUGGCCAGAUCAUGAUGCUCUACACUGGAAAUACUAAUGUGCAGGUACAAAAUCUUGCAUACCCAGCCAAUCUAUCUGACCCGCUCCUCCUUAAAUGGAUUAAGUAUUCGGGCAACCCGGUUAUCGUCCCCCCUCCCGGCAUUGGUUUGAUGGAGUUUAGGGACCCAAGUUCAGCAUGGGCAGGCCUAGAAAAUGGGCAGUGGUUUAUUAGUAUAGGGGCACAGGUUGGGAAAACAGGCGUUGCAUUUGUUUAUGAAACUACCGACUUCAAGAGCUAUAAGCUCUUGGAUGGGUUCUUGCAUUCAGUUCCGGGUACAGGUAUGUGGGAGUGUGUGGACUUCUAUCCGAUUUUAACUGGUGAUGAAAUUGGGUCAGAUUCUUCAAAUAAAGGGUUGGAUGUCAAGCAUGUGUUAAAAGUUAGUUUGUACGAUGAAGGACAUGAUUAUUAUGCUAUUGGGACAUAUGACCCGAUUAAAAACAAGUGGGUACCAGAUUUUCCAGAAUUGGAUAUCGGACAUGGUUUGAGAUUCGAUUAUGGGAACUAUUAUGCAUCAAAGGCAUUUUAUGACCAAAACAAGAAUAGAAGAAUUUUGCUGGCUUGGAUUGCGGAAAGUGAUCCUCAAGAUGUUGACCUGUUGAAGGGUUGGGCAUCACUACAGGGCAUUCCUAGGACACUGCAUCUUGACAAGAAGACAGGAAGUCAUCUGCUUCAGUGGCCAAUUGAAGAAGUAGAGAGCUUGAGAUCAGGUGACCCCAUUGUCACACACCUCAAUCUUCAACCAGGUCAAAUCCUACCAAUCCACAUUCCAGCUGCUUCGCAGUUAGACAUUAGUGCCUGGUUUGAAGUGGAUGAAGAGGCACUUGAAGGUGAAGGUGAAGGUGAUUUUAGGUACAACUGCAGUAGCAGUGGCGGUGCUGUUAAGAGAGGCGCUUUGGGGCCAUUUGGUUUGGUAGUUGGAGCUGAUGAAACACUUGCCGAGCUAACGCCUAUUUACUUCUAUGUUCAAAAGGGUGGUGAUGGGAAGGCAAAGGCUCAUUUCUGCACCGACUUGACUAGGUCAUCAGAAGCAUCUGGAGUUACGAAAGAAGUUUAUGGUAAUAGCGUACCUGUUAUUGAUGAUGAAAAAUAUUCAGCAAGAAUAUUGGUUGACCAUUCAAUCGUGGAGAGUUUUGGCCAAGGAGGAAGAACAGUUAUAACAUCAAGAAUAUAUCCAACCAAAGCAAUAUAUGAAGCGGCAAGAGUUUUCUUGUUCAAUAAUGCCACAGGCACAAGUGUUAAAGCGUCUGUGAAGAUAUGGCAAAUGAAUUCAGCUGACAUUAAGCCAUUCCCAUUUUGAUCAAUUCUUGAAUUGUUUGCUUCCAAUUCACUUUCUCAAUUGUCAUCUGCCUUAGCUUUUAUAUGAA